ACGUUUACAACUAUUGUGAAUGUUUGCAAAUUGAAGAGAAAGAAAUGUACAGGAUUUUUGUUCAUUGAUAUUAGAUACAAAAAUAUAUUUUUGUGUUUGGUUUAGGAAAUAAAAUUAUUCAGGAUAUAUUCGGAGAAACCAUGAGGUGUCGGUUCCUGGCGGUAUGUUUCCUGUUGACGCUAGUAGUGUUAUCACUGGUGGAAUGCUUCUACGUACCGGGUGUUGCGCCCGUUGAAUUCUCAAUAGGUCAAAAAAUCGAUGUUAAAGCUGUUAAAAUGACGAGUAGUAGGACGCAAUUGCCAUACCAGUAUUAUUCUCUACAAUUUUGUUUACCCAAAAAUGGUACAUUGAUUUAUAAAUCAGAAAAUUUGGGUGAAGUUUUACGUGGCGAUCGAAUUGUAAAUACACCUUAUGAAGUGCGAAUGGCUAAAAAUAUAAACUGCAAAUUACUAUGUCAUAAAAAGGAUCAGCCAAUGAAUUGGAACAAAGAUCAAUCAGCCACAGUUGCGGAGCGAAUAAGUCAUGAAUAUUUCGUACAUUUGCUUGUGGAUAAUUUACCGGUAGCGACUAGAAUAAUGAAUGCAAAUUUUCCCAACGAAAUUACCUAUGAACAUGGUUAUCGCUUGGGACAAGUUGAUGGUGACAACAUAUACAUAAACAACCAUCUAAAAUUUAUUCUUUCCUAUCAUAUGCAUACAAAAAACAAAUAUCGUGUAGUUGGUUUUGAAGUAGAAACCGCUUCAGUGAACUAUAAAGAUAUAAAAUUCGAGGGUGACUCUUGUAAUUUCCCCGACAAUGCCCGACCACAAUUGGUAAACUCAAACUCGAAUACGAAACUGUAUUUUACUUAUUCGGUUGAAUGGAAGGAAUCAAAAGUAAGCUGGGCUUCACGAUGGGAUAUAUAUCUUGGUAUGAGGGAUGUGCAAAUUCAUUGGUUUAGUAUAAUAAAUUCUCUUGUUGUCGUAUUCUUCCUUUCGGGAAUUUUGACUAUGAUAAUGAUUCGUACACUGCGCCGAGAUAUCGCACGAUAUAAUACAGAUGACAAUAUCGAAGACACACUUGAGGAAACUGGAUGGAAGCUAGUACAUGGUGACGUUUUUCGUCCACCUAAAAACACACGUCUGUUUUCGGCAGUUAUUGGCAGUGGCAUACAGAUAUUUUUUAUGGCUUUAAUAACAAUAUUUUUUGCUAUGCUUGGAAUGCUGUCACCGUCUUCACGAGGAGCUUUAAUGACCUCAGGAAUUUUUAUGUAUGUUUUCAUGGGAACGAUCGCGGGUUAUUUUGCGGCGCGUCUUUAUAAAACUAUGAAAGGACGCGAAUGGAAACGUACUGCUUUUUUAACAGCUACUUUGUAUCCCGGCAUUGUUUUUGGGACCGGCUUUAUAUUAAAUUUCUUUAUAUGGGACAAACAUUCAAGCGGCGCUGUUCCAUUUACAACAAUGGUUUCCUUACUUCUCUUGUGGUUUGGAAUAUCUGUUCCCCUGGUUUAUUUGGGAUAUUAUUUUGGUUAUCGCAAGCAACCAUAUCAACAUCCCGUUCGAACUAAUAUGAUACCAAGACAAGUGCCGACACAGCACUGGUACAUGAAUAUUGUUCUCAGUACCUUAAUGGCUGGAAUUCUGCCUUUCGGAGCGGUUUUCAUUGAAUUGUUUUUCGUCUUCACUGCUAUAUGGCAGAACCAAUUCUAUUACUUGUUUGGUUUUCUAUUUCUUGUAUUUUGCAUUUUAGUUGUUAGUUGCGGCCAAAUAUCAAUUGUUAUGACAUAUUUUCAACUAUGUGGAGAGGAUUAUCGCUGGUGGUGGCGAAGCUUUAUAGUUUCAGGCGGUUCUGCAGCAUAUGUUCUACUCUACAGUAUAUUCUAUUUUUUUACGAAAUUGGAAAUAACUGAAUUUAUUCCUACACUUUUAUAUUUGAGUUAUACAGGCAUUAUGGUAUUAACAUUUUGGCUCCUAACCGGGACAAUUGGAUUUUUCGCCGCUUAUAGUUUUAUCCGAAAAAUAUAUGGAGCUGUUAAAAUAGAUUAAAUUUCUAACAACUAAUGAAACUGAGGAAAUUACAUAUAUUUAUAUUUUAUGUUGUAAAUCAUUACAUCUAAAUGCUAUAAAUUUUGCAUUGUAACACUAAUUUUCGAUAUUUACUCGAAAUAUAGACUAAUUUAUGUUAUAUUAAUAUUAGUCCAUAUUUCAAUGUGAUUGCAUAUUAUUGUCUAGAAAACUAAUAAACUAUGUAUUUCCCUUAGAUUUAUUUUCUUAGGCUAUCAGUAAAUGCUAAAUUAAAAUUAAGAUGUGUUUACUUUCGUUAUCUGUAUAAAUUAUUACUCUGUUUACGACUAAUACUUACGUACUCGAAAUUGCAAACUUAUGCGCCAUAAAAACUGGCUGAACUAAGACACCCAGCAAUUCGAAUAUAAAUAAAAUAAAAAAAUAAUGCGACUGGAGUAAAAAAA
Messenger RNA from Ceratitis capitata (Mediterranean fruit fly), 2446 nucleotides. It is a transcript of the gene TM9SF4, whose product is annotated as transmembrane 9 superfamily member 4. The record is from RefSeq and is a predicted model, not a curated record. The transcript has 11 exons. The coding region runs from base 141 to 2024 and encodes 627 amino acids. Gene Ontology annotation, biological process: protein localization to membrane. Lineage: Eukaryota; Metazoa; Arthropoda; Insecta; Diptera; Tephritidae. Gene Ontology annotation, cellular component: membrane.